CGAGCAAGACGACUGAACUCAUUCUAUGCUGAUUCAUUCACCGUCUAGUACCAUUACUGGAAUAGGUAGUAUCUCGAAUAAGUAUAAUAUUAUACCGAUCGUGCUACUCAUUCGGGUUUCAUUUUUUUUUUAAUUCUCAUCAACUCUCACCGCGUAUUGUGGAGAGGAAAUGGUUUAAAGUUCAUGAUGAAAAUUUCGGGCAUUUUUUAAUAUACCUACGCUUAAUUUUGUAAAUUUCAUUUCAAUUGUUUUCGUGUGCUUUGCGAAAGAAGUCAACAUGCGUCUAAUUUACAGUUUCGGGUUGACCUCGUUACUCGUCAGUUUAUGGGUAGUUCAGACAUGUUCGGCUACAUUACCAAAUGGAGCUCAAAAUUUAGAAGAUUCGGCUAAACCAGCCGGCAAUAAUAGACUUUUCAACAGGGCCAUAAGAGGUUCACAUGGGAAUGCACCUGCACCUCGUUUAGGUGGACAAGCUAAAUCCCAACCAACUCCACAAAAAACCACUCCAAGUCCACCUCCGCCGCCAGUAGAAACUGGAAAUGAACCCGAAUCUGGUGAAGAUAGGCCAGAAGGAACUGAAGUCGAAGGCAAUUUCGCAGAGGAAGCAGUUUCAUCAACUACGACCAGUACAACAGAAGCUCCAAGACGGAGAACAGUAUUACCUGUAAAACGCAUUCAGUCUAAUAAAGAUUUUAUGGAAAAGUUGAAAAGAAGGAGAGAAGAACAACAUCAGCCUGGAUUCACGCUCGUACCUCACACUACCACUUCAACCACUGAGAAACCAAUAAAACAGAAUACUCCAGGAAAUAAGAAAAACAACCCCCCUAAAACUCCUACAGCACCAACCAAUCAAGGAUCUCGAAAAAAUCCUACUCCUACCCGAAGGUAUAAUGCUAAAGCAGUUACUCCAGCACAAACCACACCUCUGCCAGUUUCAUCCAACGAAGCUAUCGCUGAAGAAAGUAACUUGGCUACGCAAUCUUCAAAAAUCCGCACAUACCCAAAAGCCAGAAGAACCAGUGCGAGCUAAAUUUGCAUUAAGUAUAUUAAAAGCAAUGUAAAAUUGGAAAAUUGGAAAAAUUUCAAAAGUCCAAAUUGCAAUUUGGCUGUGAACUGGCAAACAUGUCUGAAUACAAGUUUAUUGAAAUUGUAAAAAAAAAAAAAUCAAACUUAGAAAAAUGUGGGAAAAUGACCAAUAAUGUUUGCAAUCACUAUACAAGAAUACCUACAUUAUUUCUUGUACAUACAUGUAAGUUGAAAAUUUUUGCCAGUGAUAAAAAUUAUUCCAUUUUUUUGUGCAAUAUGUUUCUUGUGCGUCAAUAAGUCGUUAUCUCAAAUAUAUUUAAUAAAAAUUUCA
Planococcus citri (citrus mealybug) is the source of this 1357-nucleotide messenger RNA. RefSeq names its product myb-like protein V. The record is from RefSeq and is a predicted model, not a curated record. The transcript is spliced from 4 exons. NCBI's taxonomy places the organism in Eukaryota, Metazoa, Arthropoda, Insecta, Hemiptera, Pseudococcidae. The coding region runs from base 278 to 1030 and encodes 250 amino acids.